Messenger RNA from Onychomys torridus (southern grasshopper mouse), 1150 nucleotides. Its product is annotated as UL16-binding protein 1-like. Gene Ontology annotation, biological process: antigen processing and presentation of endogenous peptide antigen via MHC class Ib; positive regulation of T cell mediated cytotoxicity; antigen processing and presentation of endogenous peptide antigen via MHC class I via ER pathway, TAP-independent. Gene Ontology annotation, cellular component: external side of plasma membrane. The coding region runs from base 1 to 771 and encodes 256 amino acids. The transcript has 4 exons. NCBI's taxonomy places the organism in Eukaryota, Metazoa, Chordata, Mammalia, Rodentia, Cricetidae. The record is from RefSeq and is a predicted model, not a curated record.
AUGAUCCAAGUUGCAGUUAUCAAGUUCAUUCCUCGUUAUGUUCUGGCUUUGAUUCUGCUCCUCGUGGUCCUGCCGGGCGGGCAAUGCACACCUAUACCGCCCCACUCAGACGCUGCUUCUCUUAGCUACAGCUUCACUGUUGGCAAGUCAGGGUCUGGACCAUGGUGGCACGAAGUCCAAGGACAACUGAAUAAAAGGGUUUUUAUUUAUUGUGGCAUUACCCACAACUGCCAUGCCAUUGGUCUUCUGGGGAACAGACUGAGUGCCACAAAGAUCUGGGAAUCACAGGUUGACAUUCUGAAAGAUGGAGUUGACCUGCUCAAAGCAGAAAUGGUUCACAUAAAGUCAGAGACUAACACAAUGACAGGCACAGAGCCCCUCACUCUGCUGGCCACAAUGCAUUGUGGGCAUGAAGCAAAUGGAGAUUUCCGUGCAUUCUGGGACAUUGGCCUCAAUGGACGGAAAAUGUUGCAUUUUGACUCAAGCACUGGAAAAUUGGCUGAAGUUGAUUCUGAAUCCAGCCAGUUGAAAAGUAUGUUGGAGAAAGACAAGGAAAUAACUGACUUCUUAUACAGGACCUCACAGGGGGACUGCAGGUCCUGGCUUGAGGAGAUCAAGUCCCAUGAGGGAGAAAAGCUGGAGUCUACAGCCACCACAAUUGCUGCUCCAGAUGUGAACCAGCCUCCGUCCUUGGCAAGCAAGCCCAACAUAUCUGUCCUGCUGAUGAUCCUCACCUGCUCCCUCCUGUUUCCCUUAUUACAAUAUUUGUGACUGAGGGCAGUACUGGGAGUUGGGUAAGGGACAGAUGGUUGAGAAGUGAGCAAGCCAGAGUGAAUUCCUGCAGUCCUUCUCUUGUCUUUCAUCUAUAGCAUCUUAUUUAGAAAGGAGGCAAAAGAUCUGGUUCAUGUCACCUGCUAGCAACAUUUCAUGAAUGCUCAGCCUUGACAGGACAGGAAUCAUGUCACAGACCAGUGGGAAAUGAUGAGAGAACACAGCAGGUUCCUAGUCAGGAGGGUCCCAUGUGGAGACAGCAGGAGCACAAAAGAACAUGGUAGUUCCACUCAAUGUGUAGAGGGAAGAAGAUUCUAUCUCACAGACAAAGAUAAAGAAGAUAUAAACAAAGAGAUGGCCCUGUGGCAAGACCAUUUGC